AUGGCCGACCGCGAGCAGCCCUACGACCCGUAUAUUCCCGCCGGCGGCAAUGCUCCCCAGGGCGGCGCCCAGGGCCAGAGCGGGAACCACCGCACCGCGGCCCUUCAAGCGGAAAUCGACAGCACCGUCGGAAUCAUGCGCGACAAUAUCAACAAAGUCUCAGAACGAGGCGCUCGCCUAGAUUCGCUCCAGGACAAGACCGACAACCUGGCCACCUCAGCUCAGGGCUUCCGAAGGGGCGCCAACCGCGUGCGCAAGCAGAUGUGGUGGAAGGACAUGAAGAUGCGCAUGUGCCUCAUUGUGGGCAUCAUCAUUCUGCUCAUCGUCAUCAUUGUCCCGUCUGUCAUUGCAACGAAACAUUAA
Paraphaeosphaeria sporulosa is the source of this 363-nucleotide messenger RNA. Its product is annotated as snare protein-like protein Snc2. Gene Ontology annotation, biological process: vesicle-mediated transport; vesicle fusion. Lineage: Eukaryota; Fungi; Ascomycota; Dothideomycetes; Pleosporales; Didymosphaeriaceae. The record is from RefSeq and is a predicted model, not a curated record. The transcript is spliced from 3 exons. Gene Ontology annotation, molecular function: syntaxin binding; SNAP receptor activity. The coding region runs from base 1 to 363 and encodes 120 amino acids. Gene Ontology annotation, cellular component: SNARE complex; plasma membrane.